Messenger RNA from Rhizoctonia solani, 3210 nucleotides. RefSeq names its product AAA family ATPase. Gene Ontology annotation, biological process: protein import into peroxisome matrix. The record is from RefSeq and is a predicted model, not a curated record. Gene Ontology annotation, molecular function: ATP binding; ATP hydrolysis activity. The transcript is spliced from 12 exons. Gene Ontology annotation, cellular component: cytosol; peroxisomal membrane. NCBI's taxonomy places the organism in Eukaryota, Fungi, Basidiomycota, Agaricomycetes, Cantharellales, Ceratobasidiaceae. Bases 1 to 3210 code for a protein of 1069 amino acids.
AUGCGCGCACACGUCUUGGGCCUGAGCGAGGUAAAUGUUGAACUCUCGAAGGACAUAUGGGAGCAACUGUUCGAUGGGAAAAAGGAACAAAACUCGGUGGUUGUGUUGGGAAGAGUCGAAUGGGCAAAGAUGAGCGAGGACCUUGGGACAGGAAGUUGUCUGAUUCCAUUCAAUACUCCCAAUACCAACGUCGAUAUCGUUUCUACAACACCUGUCCCCCUUUCUACUGUGUUCGUCUCUUCACACGCUUAUACCCUAUCACCAGACACGUACUACGAGCACAUCCUCAAGGAGGGCGAGCUAUCCGUCCUGGCCACUGAGCCCGUUCUACAAGGAAUAGCUGUUCGAGACUACACACAGUUUGUUCUUGUUCCCACAACCCACUCAGAGUCCGAUUCGCAGUGUGCCUCCGCCUCGGAUGUAUCAGAGUCAGUUCCCACAUCAGAGUCUGAUGCACUCGAGAUAAAUGAAGACUUCCUGAGAGGAUGGGACCCAGUUGUGCACUCCCACCUACCUCUGACUCCAGUACCAACCCGUGGGAUUGACGAACAAAGUGUAAGCGUCAGUACGCAUGACUUGGCGAAACUUGGUAUACUCUCUGGUGAUUGGGCCGUACUUAGUCCUGGAGAAUCGCAUGCCGACCGUGCAAGACUUGUGCGGGUGUAUGCCAAGGACGAGACAACUCGCUCAACAAUUCAAGCAUCACCUGUUCUACUUUUCAACACAAUAUCCCCAGCUUAUACGUCUAAUUCUAUCGCCUCGAGCAAAUCACCCUCCAACGAACUCUUCCUCCGACCUGCCUCGCACUCAUCCACAUCACUACCCCUCCCCCUGGCACGUAGCAUAACUCUCGCACGGGUCGCUUCGAAAUCAGCGAAUGACAAACGGCUGGCAGACAGGGUCGUCAAGGCCCUGAGGGAGACAUUGCAGGGUGUGGCUAACGACCAAAACAAGCACUCGCCGCUACUGUUAAAGCUAAACGACCUGAUUGCGAUUCACAUCGAUGGUUCGGAGCCUGACCUAGAGGAGUACGAUACCGAAGAGGAAGAAGCACCAGGAAACGUGGAGAAGGCUGUCUCGUCGGUCGAGUUGGAUAUAGAAGCCUCAUUGGUUAGAUCGAGUAAUGCAGAAGAAGGCGCAGGCGAGUCAACGCCGGUGUUUCUCAAAGUCGUGAACAUCGAGUACACCCCCACACCCCUCACAAAUGAUUCUUCCAACCACCCCAGCGAUAACAACUCAUCUCAUGAUCGGACAACUACCGCGAUCGCAUUUGGUGAACUCGGGUGCUUGAUCAAUCCAAACUCUACGCGGGUUUCGAUGAUCGGGGUCGAACAUGGGCUCGUUCCGUGCAUGACACCGUAUGAAGACGACGACGAGAAUGGAGACCUUGAAAACGUCCUGACCCCUUUGUUACGGGCAACGCUUUUACCCAACGCCGCCCAUUACGGUAUCGCGCUAUCUGCACUGGUCCGAGGGGCCAGGGGCUCAGGCAAGGCGCGAAGUAUUAGGAGGUCCGCGGAAAAGAUUGGAGUCGGCGUUUGGGAGAUAAACGCAUAUACACUCAUUUCCGACACAGAAGCCAAGACUGAAGGUGCCGUGCGAGCUCGUUUUGAACAGGCCGCGCUAUGUGCACCGUGUGUAUUCUUAAUUAGGCAUAUCGAGGCCCUGGUGAGACCCGGCCAAGGAGGAAAAGAACCGGCGAUGGCAGCUGUUUUAGCCGAAUGUAUUCGUGAACUAGGUGCAGCAUGGGGGUCAACCGGGUAUCCAGUUGCGGUUGUAGCAACUACUGCUGAACCGGAUGCGAUUCCUGUGGGAGUGAUGGCUUGUUUCAGGCAUGAGAUCGUCCUCGAGAUUGAGGAUUUGAACACGGUAGUAGCCAGCCAAAAGUUACCCCUAGGAGCCGAUGUAGAAUUAGGUGCUGUGGCUCGGGAGACCGCCGCUCUGCACGCUGGAGAUUUGGUACAUCUUGUAAGGGGGGCAAGGGACCAAGCACUGAAACGGGUGCUCAAAGAGCUCUCAAACUUGAAGUCCGAGUCUAAGUCUGAUAUCCCCGUUCCAACGGCACGCGACUUGGCGCUUGCGACUAUACCAGUCACAGCACGGGACUUCGAGUUGGCGCUGGACGGUGCGAGAGCAGCAUACUCCGAGAGCAUUGGUGCACCCAAAAUUCCAAACGUAUCAUGGGAUGAUGUGGGUGGACUCGCGCAUGUAAAGGGCGAGAUUCUGGAUACGAUUCAGCUCCCGCUAGAGCACCCAGAGCUUUUUGCGGACGGGAUGAAAAAGCGGAGCGGUAUCUUGCUCUACGGACCACCAGGAACUGGCAAAACUCUCUUGGCAAAAGCAGUUGCGACUUCAUGUGCACUCAACUUUCUCUCUGUCAAAGGCCCCGAGCUGCUCAACAUGUAUAUCGGAGAGUCUGAAGCCAACGUGCGACGAGUGUUCCAACGAGCUCGAGAUGCAAGACCGUGUGUGGUAUUCUUCGAUGAGCUGGACAGCAUCGCUCCUCGCAGAGGCCAAGCAGGAGACUCGGGUGGUGUGAUGGAUCGGAUAGUCAGCCAAAUUCUGGCAGAGCUCGACGGGAUGGGUACCGGUGGGGGCGGUGGCGAAGUAUUCGUGAUCGGAGCAACAAACCGGCCGGACCUGCUGGACCCUGCUCUACUGAGACCUGGCCGAUUUGAUCGAAUGCUCUACCUCGGGGUCAGCAAGACGCACGGAGAUCAGCUUCGAAUCCUACAGGCGUUGACCCGAAAGUUCAAGCUCGACCCCGGUCUGGAGCUUGCGGCCGUUGCUGAACGGUGCCCGUUCAAUUAUACAGGAGCAGACUUCUAUGCAUUGUGUUCGGAUGCAAUGCUGAAGGCGAUGGCCCGUAAAGCGGAAGAGAUUGAGCGACGAGUCGCUGAAAUCAAUGCGGCACCUCCACUUCCCGAACACUCGUACCCCAUGACGGCUCAAUAUUACCUCGCGGAACUGGCGACCGCAGCCGAAAUAGAUGUACUGGUCAACCAGGACGACUUUGAGCGGGCAUUGAGCGAGUUGGUACCCAGCGUUAGUGCGAGCGAGCUCGAGCACUACCGGGAAGUGCAGCAAAAGUUCGCGUCAUCCACAAUCAACUCGAUUGAAAAGGAACAGCAGGCCUCGGAGAAUGGCGUCGAUAACGAUGUUGAGGCUGAUUUACCAAAGGUAGAUAAAGGGAAAGGAAAGGCGGUUUAG